Eleginops maclovinus (Patagonian blennie) is the source of this 2835-nucleotide messenger RNA. RefSeq names its product thromboxane A2 receptor (gene tbxa2r). Gene Ontology annotation, biological process: positive regulation of vasoconstriction; adenylate cyclase-activating G protein-coupled receptor signaling pathway; positive regulation of cytosolic calcium ion concentration. NCBI's taxonomy places the organism in Eukaryota, Metazoa, Chordata, Actinopteri, Perciformes, Eleginopidae. Gene Ontology annotation, cellular component: plasma membrane. Gene Ontology annotation, molecular function: thromboxane receptor activity. The record is from RefSeq and is a predicted model, not a curated record.
UCUGAGCUGCGGGGGAAGAGGGUGAAGAUGAUCUAGAGUUCCUGCUAACAGCCAUCUGUAGUACUUAAUAUACAGUAUUUACAUCCGAUGGGACUUGAUAUAUUCAACCUGUUUCCCUCCUCUUCCUGUGACUAUUGUUUUUGUUAUUUAUCUUACAAUUGCAGAGAGAUGGUUUGAAGGGAGCAGAGCAAACCUCCAAAGUGAAAGUCAACUGGGAAGUGCGUCUGUGCUGGUUGAACAGGGAAAUUAAAAUCCUUACAUCGGUAUGGUUCUUCCAUCUCUGAGUCAUCUGUAAUCGAGGAACCCACACCAGCUGAUCACCAUGAAUGCCUCAGCCCCAUUAUUUGCCAACAAUACCCCACUUUGCUACUCCAUCAACAGCCCUCCAUUCAAGCCCAUACCGAAUGCCUCGGCCUACUUCUCAUCCAUCUUCAGCGUCUUGGGUCUCACAUCCAAUUUCAUCGCCUUCAUAGUUCUACUCAAGUCCAUCCGGCGGACACACAGCCGCUCGCGCUCCUUUUUCAUGAUCUUCCUGGGUGGCCUGGUGGUUACUGACUUCAUGGGUCUUCUGGUCACCGGGUGCAUCGUGGUUUCAUACCACAUCACUCACUUUAAUUGGCGCAUCUUAGAUCCAAACUGCCACUUCUGCAACUUCAUGGGUAUGUCCAUGGUCUUUUAUGGACUUUGCCCACUGAUGCUUGGUGCUGCCAUGGCCAUAGAGCGCUUCAUUGGCAUCAACCAUCCAUUUGCACACUCCACCAGCAUGCCCAAGAGCCGGACAGUUUCCAUGGUGCUGAUGGUGUGGUUGAUCGCAGGCUGCAUAGCUUUGCUGCCCCUAAUAGGCAUCGGGAGCUAUCACAUGCAGAUACCUGGCUCCUGGUGUUUUUUGAACAUCAGCUCUAAGGGGAAUGAUUUUGCCUUCUCCCUGCUCUUCUCCCUGGUCGGGUUGUUGAGCAUCGCUGUGUCAUUUUUCCUAAACACGGUGAGCGUUGUGACACUUAUCAAGGUGUGCUGUGGACAGGAUAAGACCCAGCGGCGCAGAGAUCACGAAAUAGAGAUGAUGGUUCAGCUCAUCCUCAUCAUGGUCAUCGCUUCUAUCUGCUGGUGCCCCCUUCUGGUCUUUAUUGCACAAACUGUUCUGUCGGGACAUCCACUCCAGAUCAGAUACCUACUGCUGUGGCUACGCUUCGCCACCUUCAACCAGAUCCUGGAUCCGUGGGUAUACAUCCUGUUCCGAAGAGCCGUUUUUAAAAGAAUCGCACCCCGCCUUGACUGGUCUCGUGGCUCCGUCAUGUCCUUGUACCCAUCAUUCGGGGAAACCGUCCGAAGGUUUACACGCUCCUCACUAGGGAGCACCCUGAGCCACGAUGAAGCAGGAGACAGACGAAAAUCAAACGUAAAGACCCCACAUCCUUCUCCGUGAUUGUUUGGAUUUGGGCUUUUGCGUGAGUGAUACCAUUGUGGUAACAGAAAGUGUUUGACUGUGUUUUCAAACACUCAUGAGUUUUAAUGUUAACUGUGAGCAAAAUAAGAAGCAGAAUUGCAUCAAUAAUAUGAACCAUUCAUGUUGUUGUUUUUUGCUUAGCACUGAAGGCUUUAUCACUAGUAAUGACCAGAGUUUAAAGAAUUCAACAAUGUCUGAUUGGAAACACAUUCAGGGUUUAAUAGAUGGAUACAAUUGGUCUCUGUAACCAGAUGCACUGCUGAUUCUAGGUGUACUUCCGAUCAAAUGUGUAUCGUGUUAUUUGAUUUUUAAACUAUGUUGUUGUUCCUGUAGGUCAGACAUUAUAUAUUUUAAGUUUGUACUUUGCUCAGAUGCUCUUGAGUGUCACAUUCAUUUGAGGAAUAGGUUUUUAGCUAUGAUUUAAGGUUCAUGCUAAGUAAUAUAUUUAUGUUUUGUUCCUUUUCUGAAAGUGUGUACCCCAAAAUGUUUGGAUAAGACUUGGUAUGUUGAAGGAACAUUGACGGUGGAACAGUUAAUCCCCAGAGCUUCUAACACUGAUUUUAUUCUAGUCGAGCUGCCUAAAGGUGACAAUGUGACUGCAAUGAAAUGUAGCUGAGGCCUCCAAGCACAUUACAAAAUAAUUGUGUGAUACUUCUUUUAAUGGUUCACAUUUUUUAAACCGAACUUACAGAUCUUGAAAUGAUCACUUGUAACCUUUAUACUUUUUCUUUUCAAAACAUUUGCAUAUGAUCCUCUGGUUCAGUCAUGCAUGUCAUUCAUGGCCAGAUUAAUGUUUUGCAGAAGAGAAACACUGCAGAGUAAAGCAAUGCCGAUGAGAAUGUGAUUAUCCUAACAAAAAAAUCAUAUUUAUGCAAGACUAGCAAAUGCAAAGUAUGUGUUGUGAACGCAAGAAACAUCUUUAUUGCUUGAGAAAAGUGAAAUAUAACUGUACAGUAUAAGUGUGAUUACAACAACAUGGAACAGAGGAGGGAAUGGUUUUAUUUAGUUUAGUUUGUUGGAUGAAUCCAAAUUCAGAUGGAUCAUUUGGGCAGUUAAAUUGCAAACAUUGCAGCUGUAUUGUAAUAUAUUUACAUGCAUUAUACAGUAUUAUGCUUGUAUUUUAAUAUAAUGAAACUGAUUACAUUCUUUCUUUGUGAUUACUCAUUUAACCACAUUAGUCACACUGAUCUGGUUUAUACUUUCUAUAUCAAUCAGAGUGGGCCAGAAAAGACACUUACCCACCAAACCAAUAUCCAAUAACAGCUAAAAUGUGUUUUGCUUUAACUCCUUAUUUGUGUGAUCCGGUGCAUUGAAGUGUAAAUGUUGAAUGUGGUUGACAGAAAUGGCAUGUGGUUGUACAUAUAAAUAAAGGAUUAGUAAGAUGCAGAACA